Messenger RNA from Coffea eugenioides, 2197 nucleotides. Its product is annotated as disease resistance RPP13-like protein 4. Gene Ontology annotation, biological process: defense response to other organism. Lineage: Eukaryota; Viridiplantae; Streptophyta; Magnoliopsida; Gentianales; Rubiaceae. The coding region runs from base 91 to 2004 and encodes 637 amino acids. The record is from RefSeq and is a predicted model, not a curated record. The transcript has 3 exons.
CUAUUGACAUCACAUUUGAAGAUCCCCAACCGAGGAGAAAGAAGAAGAAGCCCUCUAAAAAGUUCGCAAACUGCAGGCUUCCAGUUAAGAAUGCCAGCUCAAAGAAAACCUGAGGAAAUUGUCCCAACACUACUGGAUCGUCUGAAAAAAGUUAGGGAUGCAUUAGGACCCAUCAAUGAGAAAUAUGAGAAAAUAGUUUCGGGAUUUGAAGAAAUUGAGACUGAACUUGAAAAGAUGAAAGAUUGGGAAGGGGAACUCAUAAAACGGUUCAGAACUUUGGUGCAAUACAUCGAUAUUGAUGUUUGGUUUGAUAGAUUGAAGCAUGGCAACGCUGAUGAUAUUCUUAAUGGUCUGGAGCUCAUCAGAAACAGUGUUGCAUCUGUAAAACAGCUCUUUCCGGCAAAAGAAAGUCAGGUGACAGAAAUAACACGUUCUGAAGAUCAGGCUGUUGGGAAGGAUCAGACAACGUCUGAAGAUCAGGCUGUAGGGAAGGAUCAGACAAUGCCUAAAGAGUGGUCGAGGCUUGGUGUGGAGGAAAAAAUUUAUGUUAGCAAAGUAAUAUCAGAUUUUCGGAAAAGUUUUGACUGUCUGAAGAACAAUCAACUGAAAGUAUGCUCCUUGUGCCUUUCAAUUUUCCCAGAGAAUAGCAUCAUAAACAAGAGACCCCUUAUUUACUGGUGGAUAGGAGAAGGUAUGGUCACUAAAACCUCAGAAAAGACUGCAGAGAAGGUUGGAGAAGAUGUCUUUGGACAAUUGAUAAAUGAAAGCUUCAUAAUUCCCAAAUUUGAGAAUCAUUCUUCCAGUAUAAACAGUUUUACCGUGUGCCCUUGGAUUCGAAGAAUGCUGAUCUCGGUUGCAAAAGGACUUCACUUUUUUGAAUUUACUCCCUCAGGGAUGCUUCGCAAUGAUCAUCGUCGUGCAUUCUUAUUUGCAGGUCCUGAUGAUCAUGAUCCAACCAGUGCAAUGACUGAUGAUACUCUUACGGUUUUCAAUCUGAAUUAUCGAUAUCUUCAAUUUAAACCUGAUUGGCUCUCGAGGUUGAAUAGGGUUGAGGUUCUUCAGUUGGGCCGGUGGCAAAACUCUGUUGAGCAUCAUAUUGAAGUGGAAAGUGAAGAUUUGAUAGUUGAGUCAAAGAAGAAAAAGAAAGUGCAAUAUGAAGUCUCUUUGAAUGGUUUGGGAAGUCAGACAUCCCUAAGAUAUCUAAGCCUCAGAGGCGUUUCUAGAUUGACUAACCUACCUCGUUCUGUGCUUAAACUAAUAAGCCUUGAGAUUCUUGAUUUACAUGCAUGUCACAGUCUAGAGAAACUGCCUUCUGAUAUAUCAGCACUCAGAAAUCUUACUCACUUGGACGUGUCAGAAUGUUACCUGCUCGAAAGCAUGCCUGACGGUAUUCAUAAGCUCUCUGCUCUUCAAGUACUAAAGGGUUUUGUGAUCGGACGUGUUGGAAGAAAUCCGUGCAAGCUAAGUCAACUUGCUCAGUUAAAAAAUUUAAGGAAAUUGAGCAUACGAAUUGGGAAUGAAGCUGUAGGAGAAGGGGAGUUUUCAAACUUGAAGGACUUUAAAGCCCUGGAAAUUCUGGUAAUAUCAUGUGGAGCACAUACAGAAGCUGCUCUAAAGACCAUCUCAGUCCCACCAAAACUUAAGAAAUUGGACCUCUGGUGCAUCCCUUUGCAAGAUAUGCCUGAUUGGCAAGAGCCUGGUGCAUUACAAAAUUUGGAAAAAUUAUACAUCAGGGGAGGUGAACUCGAAAGCUUAAAGAACCAAGGUCAACAAACCUGGAAAGUUAAAAUUUUGCGUUUGAAGUAUCUUAAGAACUUGAAAAUUGACAAGCAAGAAUUACAAACAAUGUUUCCUGAGGUGGAGUACUUGGAGAAAGUCAAAUGCAACAAGAAGAUUGUUCGAGAUGAACAUGAUCCAGAUAAGAAGAUCGUUCGAGUUGAAUAUGAUCCAGAUAUCACAUGGAACAAAAGGCAGCAUGAGAAAGCAAUUGUAGCAACUACUUGAUGUUUUCGGGAGAAGUAUGCAGCUGUGUGAUAGUCUUUGUAUGCCUCUUGGACAGUUGCUUGUGACUUAUCUAGGACUUUCAAUAACCUCUUCAGGCUGUCUUUUGCUGAUUGGAAGGUUAUGAUAGAUUGUCAAGACAAUGAUCAUGUAGACAGACUUCUGAAGUUCAUUGUGUUCUAAAUAUUCGUUUGUA